AUGAAACAAGUGCUGGUCGCCUUGUGGGAAACGGUCCGGGCCAUUUUCCGCAACUUCUGUGAAAACACUUCCUUGCACGGGCUACGCUACGUGUACGGUAAGGACGGGGCGCACAAAGGGGGAUUGUUGCGCCUGAUGUGGCUGCUGGUGUGCGCGGUCAGCAUCGGCUUCACGACCGUAAUGGGAAUGAUCGCGUGGGUCCGUUUCCGCAACACUCCAACGAUAACGACGAUCGAAACGACGACUUAUCCGAUCUGGAAGAUCCCGUUCCCGGCGGUCACUGUUUGUAAUGUCAACAAAAUCGACAGCAAGAAGGCAGACGCCAUCAUCGAUAGGCUUGUGACGGAGUUCGGGUUGAGCGAAGCGAACGCCACCGGUCUACUGAUAGCCCAGGCGAGUUUGGUCAACUUUGAGCGGGUCAACGAUAGUUUUCUCGAGCUGGAAGGUGUUCUGGGUCGGAUGGGAUGGAAUCCGGGCACUUUGCUGUUAGAGCUAAGCCAACCCUGCGCGGAGCUCAUCAAAGUGUGCUACUGGCUCGGGGUGGAGAUACCGUGUCCGAAGAUUAUUCGGCGCACGAGAACCGAUAACGGCUAUUGCUGUUCGUACAACGUGGACGACACGAUGGAACCGCUGAUCGCGCAGGAUAAUCAAAGCACACCGACCGAGACCGAGGUGUCGUACCGUGCGAAGCGACUCUCGGGAGCGGGUCGACACGUGGGCCUGUCGUUGCUGAUCGAUGUGCAGCCCGACACCUAUAUGGCCCCGACCAAGUCGUUCUAUGGGGCAGAAAUUUACGUGCACGACCCAAAAGAUUUCCCGUCCGAUGCGGACUUUGAGCACGUGGCCCAACCGGGCUGGGAUGUGGUUAUGUCCGUCAUUCCGCUACCGAUCGAGAGCAGCAGCACGAUGAGCCAGGUGCCGUUGGCCAUGCGCAAGUGUUUUCUGCCGGAAGAGGACGACGAUGACGAUUGGGACGAAAACUUCAAUCUCAACGUUUGUCUCUCCGAGUGUCGACUCCGAACCAUCAUCAGCCUAUCAGGAUAUUUCUACAGUUUGCGCACGGACACGCUACCAGAUGCGGAUCACUCGGACAUGCACUUCGGAAUGGACUGCGACUGUAAGCCUCCUUGCUCGGUGUUGAACUACAACGUGCAGACGAUCGCUAGCCAAAGGCAGACUACAAGGUUUAAGUCCGCAAAUUACGGCGGUAGAGACGUUACGAUGUACGCCACGUUGAAUGUCCAUUUUAAGGACAUGUACUGCGUCAAGUAUAAGCGCGACGCCUACAUGACCUGGGACUCGCUGGUGGCCACGUUCGGUGGUAUCUUCGGCCUCUGCAUGGGAGGCUCGGUGCUGAGCAUUGUGGAGCUGCUGUACUACUUCACCGUUAAGCCGUUCACCGUAUACAAGGCCCACUCGAAGCGAUCGCAAAAGCAACCCCAGCAACCGCAGGGACGCCGGAUGACUGUGCGUCCCUAUGUAUCACCGUACAGUACGCAGCGUUACGGGAAGGGAUACUUUAUGCGUCCCCAUAAGCUACUGUCCCGCGAGAAGGACAUCGUCCGUAACACCGCUCUUCUUGGGAUGAGAAGUUCGGAGAAAAGCCUACCCCAACACCAAAGUCUGGCGUUCAUUUACUGA
Anopheles cruzii is the source of this 1641-nucleotide messenger RNA. Its product is annotated as sodium channel protein Nach-like. The coding region runs from base 1 to 1641 and encodes 546 amino acids. The transcript has 5 exons. Gene Ontology annotation, cellular component: membrane. The record is from RefSeq and is a predicted model, not a curated record. Gene Ontology annotation, biological process: sodium ion transmembrane transport. Lineage: Eukaryota; Metazoa; Arthropoda; Insecta; Diptera; Culicidae. Gene Ontology annotation, molecular function: ligand-gated sodium channel activity.